This is a messenger RNA of Erinaceus europaeus (western European hedgehog), 2027 nucleotides long. It is a transcript of the gene TMED2, whose product is annotated as transmembrane p24 trafficking protein 2. Bases 97 to 702 code for a protein of 201 amino acids. Lineage: Eukaryota; Metazoa; Chordata; Mammalia; Eulipotyphla; Erinaceidae. The transcript has 4 exons. Gene Ontology annotation, cellular component: Golgi apparatus; endoplasmic reticulum-Golgi intermediate compartment; endoplasmic reticulum. Gene Ontology annotation, biological process: intracellular protein transport; Golgi organization; endoplasmic reticulum to Golgi vesicle-mediated transport. The record is from RefSeq and is a predicted model, not a curated record.
GCUGAGCGCGGCGGCAGAGGCGCUAGAGGUGGUGGCAGCGGAGGUGGCGGCACUGGAGGCCGCAGUCCCGGUCCUGUCUUGGGCCCCAGCCCCACCAUGGUGACGCUCGCUGAGCUGUUGGUGCUCCUGGCCGCUCUCCUGGCCACGGCUUCGGGCUACUUCGUCAGCAUCGACGCGCACGCCGAGGAGUGCUUCUUUGAGCGGGUCACCUCGGGCACCAAGAUGGGCCUCAUUUUCGAAGUGGCCGAGGGCGGCUUCCUGGACAUCGACGUGGAGAUUACAGGGCCUGAUAAUAAAGGAAUUUAUAAAGGAGACCGGGAGUCCAGUGGGAAAUACACAUUUGCUGCUCACAUGGAUGGAACAUAUAAGUUUUGUUUUAGCAAUAGGAUGUCCACUAUGACCCCCAAAAUAGUGAUGUUCACCAUUGAUAUUGGGGAGGCUCCGAAAGGACAGGACAUGGAAACAGAAGCUCACCAGAACAAGCUAGAAGAAAUGAUUAACGAGCUAGCAGUGGCAAUGACAGCUGUAAAACAUGAGCAGGAGUACAUGGAAGUUCGCGAGAGGAUACACAGAGCCAUUAAUGACAACACAAAUAGCAGAGUGGUUCUCUGGUCCUUCUUUGAAGCUCUUGUUCUAGUUGCCAUGACAUUGGGACAGAUCUACUACCUGAAGAGAUUUUUUGAAGUCCGGAGGGUUGUUUAAAAAGCCUUUUCUUCAGGAUCCUAAAUUCAUAAUUCAUUGUUUACCAAACAUCUUGGUCAUAAUAAUGUCAAUUAGUUCCUAUCUUUUAAUUUUUUGAAGUGUACAUUCAUAGCUUAUGUUGUUUGUGAUUAAUAGAUAACUGGGGGAAAUACAUUUAUAGGAAAAGGUGAAAAGUUUAUAGUGGGUAUUGACAUAGAAUUGGCGUAAUUUCUUAUUUAAAUUUUGCCUCCAUUAUACAGGUCCUUCCAGAAUGUCAGCACUGUAAAUGAAAUAUAAGCAUAUAGUCCUUGUAUUUUCUUUUCCCUUUAUUUUCCUAAUAAAAUAUAGUUUGUUCAGGACAGUACUUUACCAAGAUGGCUGCAUUCUUUAAAUUCUUUAUCUUGUAGCUCAGAUCCUUAAAAGAUACAUUUUGUUAAGUCCUGAGAAACAACACCUGAAUCUCAGCAGUUUCUAUCCAGCCUAAUGGAGUUUCCUACCGGGGUUGGUACUUUUGUACUUUUAUCUCUUUUAUUUCUGCUUUCGUUAAGAUAACCAAUUCAUUUCCCUCCUAAAUUUUUCUGUUGACCCUUAGGACCCAGUCACGUCCACUUAACUAAUAACUUCUUUUUUUUUUUUUCCUAUCUAACCUUGUGAGAAGUUUCUAUUAACACCAAUUUUCUGGGUGUUUUAGCGAAUGAUAACUCUAUGCUGAAACAUCAUUUUAUCACUCUUGUCAUGUAGGAAGUAUCCAUUUAUGCAAUUGGAAAAAUCUGGGUUUUGAUGCCAAAGGGUUAAAGCCUCUUGGAUGUAAUUGCAGUGAUGUACAGCCACUAUUUUAUUUUUGAUCAGUGGCAUUUUGGCCACUGUUCAGUUAGGGUACUGGUCAAUGUUGUCAGUACUAGGGGUUUUUUGUUUUUCUUGUGUCUUUCUUUUUUUUUGGGGGGGCAUAUAUGGAUUUUGUUUUAUAUAAGAUGACUUUUCUCGGUCUUUGAUGAUGGGUUUAAAAUUAAUGGAGCAUCUGGUUUUGAUGUGGAACUGAUCCAGGAUUAUGUUGUGACUGAUAACACUUUUUUUUUUUUAUCUUUGCAAGGGGAAAAAUACAAGUAACAGUUUUAUAUAAUUAAUUUAAAUUUGUUACAGGUUUUCAUGUUCAGGACAAUUUUUCAACCUUAGGUGAAAAUACUUGCAACAGUUGAAGGUGAUUGUUUUACCUUAGGAUAACUGUUGUAUGCCAAUUUGUGUGUGUGUGUAACACUUCAAAAUUGAAUUAAAAUAUGUAAAUUUAAAAUUGGCUAUAUCUAACCUGCCCCAGGUUCAGUAAAUAAACAGUUCUUUUUAAAAACAGA